UGUGCCUGACGUCGAGAUUUGCGGUUGUGUAGCAGUGUGUGAGCGGAGCACCUCCCCGCGCGGCGCAGCCCCGAGCAGCCCCCCUCCCCUGGCCGCCAUGGCUCUUUAAGGCGGCAGGGCCAGUGGCGGCAUCGGCCAGUGCAGCAGGCGCAGCAGCAGCGGCGGCGGCCACAGCACAUCCCCGGCAUCUGCAACCAUGGCGUUUUUCACGGCAUCGCACAGCAGCAUUGCUGUAGUCGACGAAAAGACCCUCUACUUGACCACAUCCUUUGACGUCAAAGCAUUAAAAACUGACGAAGAUGAGCUUCUUGAACAACGAGAUGCUGUUGGGGGAUUCAAUAUCCCCCUUCAGCCAGCCGUGUUCGGUGGCUGAGGAAAGUCUGGGACUCCUAGAUGACUACCUGGAGGUGGCCGAGCCCCUCGGUUCGCAUGGGUUCUCCAGCGACAAGGCUAAGGCAGUCUCCUCCAAUUGGCUUGCUGUGGACAGUUUAGGCAACACCAUAGAUAGCAGCCAGGAGGAUGCCUUCUCUGGCAUGGAGUGGAUGGUGGAGAAGAUGGAUCUGAAGGAAUUUGAUUUCGAUGCCCUGUUAGGUAUGGAACAUCUGGAAGCCACCGUCUCACCAGACGAGCUGAUUGCCACGUUGGAAGACACGUGUGAUCUCCUAUUUAAUGCUACCAUCCAGGAAUUUCGCAACAAAGAACUUCCACUGAUAAACGACCUAAUCAGCCAUGUCCCCGAAUCUCCAAUUGUAGCAGAUCCAGUGGCCCCACUGGCUUCUGCUUCCCUUUGGUCUUUUCCCCUCUCCCCAGGGUCUCUGACUUCCACUCCAGACCACUCAUUUAGUUUAGAACUAGGUAGUGAAGUGGAUGUUCUGGAAGGAGAAAGAAAGCAGGAGUGCCCUGCUGUUGUGGUAGUGAUCACCAAGUCUGAGAAAGAGGAGGAGAAUUCUGAUGAUAGUGGAAUAUGCAUGAGCCCAGACUCCUACCUGGGAACCCCCCAACAUAGCCCCACCGAUUCAGUCAGAUCCCCCAAUGGCAACCAGUUGCCUACAGAUGCCAGCUGUGGCUCUGUGCGGUCCAAACCAUACGAUCAUCCUGCAGAGAAGGUAGUGUCAGCAAAGGUGAAAGGAGAAAAGAAAAUAGAUAAGAAACUGAAAAAGAUGGAGCAGAAUAAGACUGCUGCCACACGUUACCGGCAGAAAAAGAGGGCAGAACAGGAGGCACUGUCUGGGGAGUGCAGAGAGUUGGAGCAGAAGAACCAGGCUCUGAAGGAGAAAGCAGAUUCCCUUAGUAAGGAAAUCCAGUACUUGAAAGAUCUGAUAGAAGAGGUCCGCAAGGCCAAGGGCAAAAGAGCUAGGGUCCCUGAGUAGUCAGCAGUGUUGAUGUGCAUGUAUAUAAGCUCAAUGCUAAAGCUGUGUAUUGCUGUCUAAUAAAUAAUUUUAUAGUAAAUGUGCAA
Empidonax traillii (willow flycatcher) is the source of this 1456-nucleotide messenger RNA. RefSeq names its product activating transcription factor 4 (gene ATF4). Gene Ontology annotation, molecular function: DNA-binding transcription activator activity, RNA polymerase II-specific; RNA polymerase II transcription regulatory region sequence-specific DNA binding. The record is from RefSeq and is a predicted model, not a curated record. Lineage: Eukaryota; Metazoa; Chordata; Aves; Passeriformes; Tyrannidae. Gene Ontology annotation, cellular component: ATF1-ATF4 transcription factor complex; ATF4-CREB1 transcription factor complex; nucleus. Gene Ontology annotation, biological process: regulation of transcription by RNA polymerase II. Bases 300 to 1370 code for a protein of 356 amino acids. The transcript has 3 exons.